GAAACAGUGAGACACAUCCACAUGGUACAAACAAGGGGUUGAAUCUUGUUAAAUCUGUCAUGGUUUUUUUACUCUGAUCGAGGCACGCACCAGCUGACACCACCUGCCUCUUGACAACAAGAUUAACCUCUUCGGACUGUUCCAAGCCAAUAAUAGGUAGGCUUCCAUCUUGCAGGCGUUCGUCGCACCCGGAGAGGCGGCCUGGCUGGCGGCUACCAACUGCCCAUUACCAAAGGAUUACUGGUAGUGAACAACCAACACGUUAUCUUGACUUGGGUGGCACCCGACGUAUUCCGUACACAAACCAAUCCCACACUACCUUCGUUGUCUCCUCACAUCCAGCGAAAAAUGGCCAACAAACGAUCAAAAGCCGCGCCGGCCGACGACGAAUUCGGCGAGCUCUUUGAGGGGCUCGGCGACGAUAAGGCGAUUAAGAAGACAACAACCAAGGCCAAGCCGACCGCCGCCAAAACGAAGCCCGAUGCGACUGCCGAGCAAGACAUCCUCGCCGAGCUCGAGAGCGAACUGGUCGAAAAGGCGCCGUCGCGACCUCACACGCCCCGCGUCCGCGAGGCCGCUCCCAAGCCGUCUGCCGCAAAGCGGGCAUCGACCGAGACGCCCCCGCCCCGCGCCGACACCAGCCGCAAAUCGGUCGAGAGCACUCGGUCGCAUCAGGCCAGCGCCACCCCAAGCGCGACGAGCUCCGAGUCCUAUGAGGCUCCCAAGAAGGCCCAGGGCGCACAAGCAGCAGCAGGCGGCGGCGGCGGCGGCGGCGGCAGCUGGUGGGGAGGGCUGUUGUCCACCGCCACGGCCGCCAUGAAGCAGGCCGAAGCAGCCGUCAAGGAGAUCCAGCAGAACGAGGAGGCCAAGAAGUGGGCGGACCAGGUGCGCGGCAACGUGGGAGCGCUGCGAGGUCUUGGCGACGAACUCCGCCAUCGCGCCCUCCCAACCUUCACCAACAUCCUGCACACGCUCGCGCCGCCCAUCUCGUCGCACGAGCGGCUCCUCAUCCACAUCUCCCACGACCUGGUCGGCUACCCGUCGCUCGACCCGCUCAUCUACUCCGUCUUCAGCCGGGUCAUGGCGCAGGUCGAGGGCGGCGACCUGAUGGUGGUGCAGCGCGGACAUGAACAAACACAAACACAGCAGAAGCGCACCGGCACCGCCUCGGGAUGGCGCGACGGGCCGUGGUGGCGCCAGGCCGACGACGUGCCGCGCGACCUGGGCACGGUGCACGGCCUGGUGGAGGGCACCAAGCUAUGCCGGGCCAACGCCGAGGGGUAUGCGGCCGACUUCUUUGCCGCGCACGGCGGCGUCGAGGCGGCCAAGCGGCGCGCGCACGAGAUCGUCAGCGAGGCGAACCCCGUGCGCAGCUCUGAUCUGUUCUUGUCGGUGCAGGCUAUCAAUGUACCCGCGGAGAAGGAGAAGGAUAGGGUGCUGUUUGCCGGGUCGACGGCUGAGGAGAAGGAGAAGGCGGCUGGGAAGGAGGACGACGACGACGACGACGACGACGACGAGGAUGAGGUGUGCUUUGCCGUGUUUAUCCUGGAUCCCGUGCAUGAGAUCCAGUACGCGACGGUCAGCCAGCGGGUGCCGGCUCGGUGGAUCCGCUGGCUCGACACCCCGGCCACGCCACUGACGCCGGCCAGCGGGGACGAGGAGUUCCAGGCCGAGUUCGGCCGGGUGCCCGAGGAGAUCCGCGAGAUCAUCGAGAGCGGCGGCGUCGAUCCCCGCGAGUGGGUUGCCGAGUGGGUGGAGGAGGCGUUGGGUCUGGCGGUAGGCGUGGUUGCACAGCGAUAUGUGGCGCGUCGGAUGGGCGUGGGCGAAGGUGGCAUCGGUAAGGCGAAGCAGAAGGUGGAGAGUGUGCUGGAGAGCGGCGGCAAUGAGGCUGCGAGGGCUGGUUUGAUCUGAACGCAGUGUCACGUGUGGUUCGAAAUGGGUAUUUGCGUCACGAGAGGAAGGGGAAUUACUCGGCAUGUAAUGGAUACCUCGACGACUUUUCUUAGAGUGGCGUUGUGGCGGGUGAAUCAGGUGCUUUGUUUGCCUACCAUAAAGUAUCGUUAUGUCCAAGUGGCGAUUCAACGUGAUGAGCUUGCUUCACAAAGGUAUGCUUUCUGUAUAUUAGUCUCUGCCGCCAACGUGGGAGCUGUCGGAGAUUAGCUCGAUAGUACCUAUGCCCUUCGUAUUACCGCUCAGGUCGCGUUGUUCAUGCCUCGAUUCGAAUCAUAUCUAUUUGAUGUUUGGACAGCU
Messenger RNA from Chaetomium strumarium, 2250 nucleotides. RefSeq names its product maintenance of telomere capping protein 1. The coding region runs from base 349 to 1911 and encodes 520 amino acids. NCBI's taxonomy places the organism in Eukaryota, Fungi, Ascomycota, Sordariomycetes, Sordariales, Chaetomiaceae. The transcript is spliced from 2 exons. The record is from RefSeq and is a predicted model, not a curated record.